GUUUCUUUGAGUGGAGGCGGAGGAAAACUUGUUCGCUCCGACAGCAUGAUUGGCAUCUUUUCUGGCGGUGAGGAUUCCCCGCCCGUUCCAAUCGGAGGCGGCUGUAAUAGCAGCGUCAUUCAUCACAACGGCGGAGUUAGCUCGCGGGGAUACUGUCCAGCCGGACAAGAGCUACGAAGCUGGAUCAGUAUGAGUGCAGAGACAUGGCGAACAAUUCAAAACUACCCCGACCUGUACAGGUUCGCCAACAUGAAGUUGCUACAGCAAAAUCACGAGCUCACAGCUAUCAGCCAAAUUCUGCAGGAAAAGCAUCUGACUUCCUCAACGGCGCAAGCCGACGCACAGAAGCAAGUUGACAGCGCGCUUUCCAUCGUGGAUGCUGACAAGAUAUUGAGCAAGAAGUAUCAGCAGACUAUGGAGGUGGAAAUCAGGUCGAAACUCCAAACCUACUUCGACGAGGUGCAGCAAAAGAUGGAGAGCGAUCUGCGGGAUCAGGCAAAGGAGAAGCUGUUGACCUACGACAACGACCUCAUGGAGCAGUACCAGAAAAAGUUUCGGGAGCUCGUUCGCUGUCACUGCGAUGGCCUUCAGCACGAGGCGCUGCUCUUGCUACAAGAGACCGCCGCAGAGAAGAGUCGGGAAAAAGGCGUGGCGCAGAUUGAUGACCUAAUCGAGAAAUUCACCAGGGAUUCUCGUUUUCGGAGGGCGACAGGUGCUGGCGACAUGCAGCCAGAUGAUGACUCGCUCGGUGACGGAGCGGAGGGGGGAGCACCUCCUCUGACGGAUGAACAGAAGACGGAACUCAUCUCAGCAGAAUUCGACAGCGUGUGGCGCGGGAUCGUCACGAGUAUGCACCAAAAGCUACAGCUGAGUCAGGACGAGACCCGGCUGUGGUCGCUUCUUAAAGGGAGCUACGCACAGCACCAGAAUUUUCCUCUUAGCAUUUUUGGAGACUCUGACUUCGAAAUGCACAUGAAAAAGCUCUUAGAGUCCACGUCAGAUUGUGACGCCCUGGAGAACAAAAUUGUGAAGUGCAUGUUUGAAUCGGGUAUACCUUGCAUGAACAAAAGCACCAGCGCCUUUGUCAACGCAGCUCCGGAGGAUCUCCCAGAUAUUCUUUAUCGCAGUGGCGGAACAUCGUCGGAGGCAGUGUCCUUUCUUUCGCCUGGCGAUUUCUACGACGUAUAUCACGUUCAAGAGCGCUACGACUGGAGCGAAUUUGCUAAAGCUGUUGAUUGGAUGAGAAUUUGGUGUACCCUGCAGGAUUACGCAGAAAAUUCCGCGUUAGUGCCUGACGCGCGAUGCCGGUUGUUCCACCUUCUAAUUGCGGAAAACUUUCAAGAAUUCGGGUUUUCCCUAUCCCAGGACUUCCAACAAGCGAUUUUGACCAUUUUUGAGAACUGUGAUCGAAACGUGGCUCCUUCAGUGUGGAGUAACCUCUUUGGCUCAGGAAACAAAACAAAGCGUCCGUCGGAAUCGAUUGCGCUUGAGUGUGACAAAUUCUCGGAGUUUCGGACGGCACGAAGGCGAGAGGAGGCACGACAAAGCCGAAUUGCGAUGCCUCAAAGCGGCAGCGAUUCCGCACACGAAGCAACAUCAGGAUCAACGCCAAGCAGCUCGGGGUCACGUCGCAAUACUUCUAGGUGUGCUGUACUACUAGCGAUUCCGAACUUUGCGCAGCAGCGACAACUACACAACAGUGAUUUUGUAGAUCUCCGGAAGAUCAAACGUGUCGAAGAGCGGCAGCUAAAGCCACCUAAGUUUGAGGUUCCGCACGUUGUGCAAGC
Messenger RNA from Amoebophrya sp. A25, 1787 nucleotides. Lineage: Eukaryota; Dinophyceae; Syndiniales; Amoebophryaceae. The record is from the annotation of a GenBank genome assembly.